This is a messenger RNA of Exophiala oligosperma, 1011 nucleotides long. RefSeq lists its product as uncharacterized. The transcript has 5 exons. The coding region runs from base 1 to 1011 and encodes 336 amino acids. Lineage: Eukaryota; Fungi; Ascomycota; Eurotiomycetes; Chaetothyriales; Herpotrichiellaceae. The record is from RefSeq and is a predicted model, not a curated record.
AUGGCUGUCCUUGGCAAGAUCGAGGUGACAGUCUCCAGCGGUGGACGGGUGUUGCCAGAAUACACCGUUGAUCCAGACGUCGUCGAGAACCACGAGGCCGCUAAAAAUGGAAACGCACCCAUGUUUGUCAAAUACAUCGAGUCGACGCCUGGAGAAGAGUUUGCCAUACAUUACAAGCUACUAGCGGGUCAAGAUUUUGGCACGGCUGAUUACAUUGGACUCAGAUCAUACUUCGAUGGUACAUACCUAGCAGGAUCAGUCUUCGACCAUUUGAGAUAUGUGAUGAAAGGAUCACUAUCCGCCACCAGAUAUGGUGCGCAAUAUGAUGUCAAUGACCAUACGUCGAUAGAGAAGCACUUCUUCUGGAAAGAAUUGCAAACCACCGAAGAAGCACCUCUCCAGGGCACUGAAGACUUCAAGAAGUAUGCUCAACUGGGGACCAUCAGGGUGGUUGCCGAACGAAAGAAAACGGUUUCUAGGCCACACAAAAGACAGGAGAGGUCCAGGUUGAAUGAAGGGCCUGUUCCUCAAAAGGCACUCAAAGGUCAGGCGGUCGGAUCCACCAUAGGUCUAGGUCCAGAGCGUCCUGCCGAAAGAAACAGAGUCAGAAAUGGGGUGCAGGUUGAUCAAUAUCCUCUUGCCAUCUUCGUGUUUCUAUACAGAACCAAGCGUGACUUGCAAAAACUCGGAGUCAUUCCAAGAACACCAAGUCCCGUCCCACUGGAACAAAGAGAUAUCAACACUUUGUCGAACGAGGAGCUGAGAGUGCUUGUAACACGCCAGCAGGCCGAGCUUAAACUCAGUCGUCAAGAGACGAAGACCAAAAUCAAGCAAGAUCCAGACUUCAAGAUCAAGAAAGAAGCUACCUCAGUCAAUGCCAACGGUAUGUUAAUCCCUAGACUGAAGCGUGAGGCUGCCGACCCAAAUGAAGACAAUGACAAUGAUAUCGUGGUCGUGCGCUCAGAGAAGAAGCCCUGUAUCGAGCCGGAGGUCAUUGACUUGUCUGACUAA